This is a messenger RNA of Nanorana parkeri, 1409 nucleotides long. It is a transcript of the gene SLC39A13, whose product is annotated as solute carrier family 39 member 13. The record is from RefSeq and is a predicted model, not a curated record. Gene Ontology annotation, molecular function: zinc ion transmembrane transporter activity. Lineage: Eukaryota; Metazoa; Chordata; Amphibia; Anura; Dicroglossidae. The coding region runs from base 23 to 1030 and encodes 335 amino acids. Gene Ontology annotation, cellular component: membrane. The transcript has 10 exons. Gene Ontology annotation, biological process: intracellular zinc ion homeostasis; zinc ion transmembrane transport.
CCGAGAGGACCACCGAGAGCGGAUGAUGUGGGGCAGGAUCGCGGCGUGGCUGUGCUUUUUGUGUCUGAGCUUCCAGCUCAGCUCUGCUUGUCCCCCAGGAAGUCGUGCUUGUGACAAUGCCAAUGUCUCCUCUGUGGAUGCCUGGAUCUGCUCUCUGAUUGGCUCUCUGCUAGUGGGGCUGAGCGGAGUCUUCCCCCUUUUAGUGAUUCCCAUUGAAGCCGGUACAACUUUGAGAUCUGAAGAGGGUUCCAAAAAGCUCAAGAAGCUGUUGAGUUUUGCUAUUGGUGGUUUAUUGGGCGACGUGUUCGUGCACCUUCUGCCGGAGGCUUGGGCGUACACCUGCAGCGCUACCACAGGUACGUCCCAGUCUCUCCAGCAGCAAAGGCUCCUCGGCCUUUGGGUUAUUAUUGGGUUUCUUGCCUUCCUUUUACUGGAGAAAACCUUUUCCAAUGACAAAAAUGAAGAAAAAGAGAAGAGCGCCUCUCCAAAAGUGGCUUCAGGCAACUUAACGAACGGAAAACACGAUGUGCGCAAGAAGGAUGCGGCCAAAGAACAAAGCUCUGUGGGCAGCAAUAUUAAGGUCUGCGGGUAUCUCAACCUCUUGGCCAACACUGUUGACAAUUUCACACACGGUAUGGCGGUGGCAGGCAGUUUUCUGGUCAGUAGAAAGGUUGGAAUACUCACAACAGCAGCCAUCUUGCUGCAUGAGAUUCCCCAUGAGGUCGGGGAUUUUGCCAUCCUCCUCCGUGCUGGUUUUGAUCGUUGGAGUGCUGCUAAGAUGCAGCUGAUGACAGCAAUGGGGGGGAUCCUGGGGGCUGGCUUUGCAGUUUGCGCUCAGUCACCCAAAGGGGCAGGGGAAGCAGUAGCUUGGAUAUUACCAUUUACUUCUGGGGGAUUUCUCUACAUUGCAUUGGUUAACGUAUUACCAGAUCUCCUAACGGAAACCAGUGUGCGGAAUUCUCUGGUCCAGGUGCUGCUGAUAAGCUGCGGAAUCGCCGUGAUGACAGUGCUCUCGUUAACAGUGGAAUGAAUAGAAUGCAGCCCUUGUCAAAGAGAAGAGCACCUGUUACUGAUGUACAUUUUGUGGCAUGGACUGUCUCCAUCCAGAAAUGGGUCCCUGGCCUGUGUGCCCUAAUGGUACAGUCGUCUGCUGGACUUCCUUCGCAUUAUUCCGCAUUGACCGCCAAAAGAAGACUAGGUCACCGAAAUGGGCAUUGUACAUCCACGUUCGGUACACUCUCUAUUUUCGGAGGUCUUUUAUCAUUUUUCCAAUGCAGCUGGCAGAUGCUUGGCUUCUAUACAAUGCCAGUAGAUAGUCCAGAUGCAUCCACCAGCUGUUUUCUAAAUGCUCGUUUUUGUUGCUUUUACUGUCUAUGUGCUUAUGUGUCUUGUCUAAAGUUGGCCACACA